Messenger RNA from Prorocentrum cordatum, 3885 nucleotides. NCBI's taxonomy places the organism in Eukaryota, Dinophyceae, Prorocentrales, Prorocentraceae. The record is from the annotation of a GenBank genome assembly.
UUCCACCUGCUGCAGAUGAACGCCUCGGCCGCGCAGCACGCGGAGUCCCUUCGGUACUCCGGGCGCGAGCGCGUGGAGAGCGCCAGGCAGGAACAGGCGGAGCUCUGGCGCGAGGCGCUCGCCGAGGUGCACGGGAAGGUGCUGAUGGAGCUGGGGUUCGUGGACCUCGACCCCGGGCGCUGCUGGGAGGGCCGGGCGGACGGCCUCGGCUUCGCCCGCUGCUGCAGCGUCGGGGACCUCGCGGCGCGGUGCUGGGGCGGCGAGGCGCAGGCGGACGCGGACGCCGCCGCGCCGCAGAGCGCGCGGGAGCUGGAGCUCCGGUGCUGCGGCGGCAUGGCCCGCCGGGGGCCGCUCGACCCGCGGCUGGUGCUGGCGGUGGCGUCGCAGCUGGCCGGCACGUCGCAGCGGCGGCCGGAUCCACAGGGCCUGGUGCCGGCCGUGGAGGCCUGGCUCCGGAACCCGGCGGGGCAGGCGGAGGAUGGCACCCCGCUCAGCGAGCUGGUGCUGCGGCAGGUGGUCGAGGAGAUCGACGAGGAGCACCCGCUGCCACCGCACGCCGACGAGCAGCUCUGGCGCCCGGUGGAGCGCCUCCGCGCCGACCUCGACGCCCUCGGCGCCGCGGGGGACCCUGAGCCGGCGCGCUUCGCGGGCGAGGAGGGCGCGGGCACGCGCGAGGCGUGGCUCCCACUCCCGCCCCUCGCGGGCGGGGCGGGCAGCCGCAGGGCGGCCUACGUCACCGUGGCGCUGGCCCCGCAGCUGGCGCAGGUGGCGCCCGAGGACCUGCGGCCCGAGCCCGGGGCCGGCAGCGUGGAGGAGGUGGACCUCGGCGCCCUCGCGGGCACCCUCGCGGCGCGGCGCGCCGAGAGCGCCGAGGGCGCCGCGGCGGAGGCGGGCGUCCGGCAGCUGCGGGAGGCCGAGGCGCUGCUGCGGUCGCUCCACGGCCGCACCGAGUGGCUGUGGACCUGCGGCGGCCGGGAGCCGCUCGAGCUUCUGCUCUGCGUGCCAGCCGAGCUUGUGUGUCUACGUGACACGGUCCUCUGGCGUGUCGCGCGGCUUCGGAUCCCGGAGGCGCCGCGGAGCGCCGAGUGCACCGCGGACGGCUGGCGGGAGCUCGCGGGCGGGGAGGCGGAGGCCGGCGUCUUCGCGGGCGCGCGCGUGCGCACUCGGCGGCGGGGCUCGGAGGACAUCACUGGCGACGAGGGCCUGGUGCGGGCCGUGCUCACCCUCAGCGGGGAGCCGGGCGUGCUGACGCGGGUCUGGCAGGUGGUCGAUCCGGGCACAGGCGGCCUCGAGUACUUCGACUUUUCUGACCACGCCAUCAUGGUGUCCGUGCCGUGCAACGUGACCGAAGUUGUGCCGCCCGCAGGAGCGCGGGGGCCCGCGGAGGAGGGCGAGGGCGGGCCCCCGGACGCGGGCCGCGCCGCGGAGGGCCGGAGGUGGCCGCUGUGCGUGGAAGCCAACGUCGCGCUGCCCUCCAGCAACGGGACAGGUCUGUUCGUCAACUUGCAGGCCCUGGGCAUCAGCAGCGGCUGCUUCCAGGACGACUGCUCCCACUCGGACCACUUCGCCUGCGCCUCCCCCGCGGAGUGCGCGCGCGCGUGCGCGCGCAUCGGCGCCUGCCGGCGGUGGACGUUCCAGGAGCGCCCGCGCGCCAGCCCCGGGCAAGAGGAUCUUCGCGAGCUUGCCGAGGGCAUGGGCACCUUGCCGACCUUCCCCAGCCAGGAGGUCCCGCCCCGCGGUGCGGGCAAGGGCAAGGGGUCGCUCCGCUCUAUCGCUCGCAAACGUCAUGCUGCCGAUGCUCCUGGCGAACCUGGCUCUGACGAGCCCGUGGACAUGGAGGCCGACGACUUCACCUCUGACCAGUACAUUAGGCAGGUCUGCCGCGAGGAGUUCGAGCACAUGCGGGGCACGAUCACCGCCGAGGUCAGCAGCAGCAUCUCCAAGACUGUGGGCGAGAACCACACUACCCUCAACAUGCUCUCGGCCAUGCAGGCGGAGGUCGCCAAGCAGGCGCAGAUUGAUGAACACACUGCGCAGCUCCUCGCAGCUCAGACCAGGCUGGACCGCCACGACUCUGACAUCGACAACCUGCGGGAACAGGUGGCGGAGCUCCGCAAGCAGCUUGCCCUUGCUGCCGCCGCGCCUCGUGACGAGCAGCCCCCGCCUUCUUCGUUCGAGCGUGCUGAGGACAGCACCAUCGUUGUCGCUGUUGCCCAGAAGCCCACCACCCAGGCCAGCAUCGCUGCUUCCCUGCAGCCCUGGCUUGAAGGGCUUGGCUUCUCCAGCGAGGACUUCUCCAUCGUGCUUCGGGGCAUGGCGCCCGCCCGCCGCUUCGAGGUGCAGUUCAAGAGACCGUCGGGCGCUGCUGCACGCAAAGCUCGCACGGCCAUAUCCAGCCUCCGUGAUCAAUCGGGCUGGAAGGAGUUCUGGGUCACCCCUCCUGGCGCCGAGCGCUGCCGGCUUCAUUUGGGCCCCGACAAGGGCCCGAAGCGCAUCAAGCAGGAUUUCACGCAUCGCAAAGUGCGCCAAGCAGUCGACCUUCAGUACCCAGGCAGGCGCCUGUUCUCUGACAAGGAGCGUGCCGUUCUCUCGAUUGGUUGGGACAAGUUCAUGCAGCUUCAAGUAUUUCAUGGCGACACGCCGCCCAAGCUCUAUUGGGAUAUCCCCGUUCUCCGCAAGCACGACAUGGAUGUCGAGACCUUGCGUGCGGCGUGCCGCGACAUCACGCACCCGGCGGACCCCUCCCAGUGGACCCUCUUGCAGGCGGGAGGCGACGAGGCGCGCAUCAAGAAGGCCUACCUCCACAGACUUCGUCCCUGCUCCACCGUCACUGCGCUCAAGGAGGUGCAUCAGGACCACCGCCGGCUCGUUUCCUUCGCAUCGACCGUUGCGUCGGGCAUCUCUAUCUUCACCAGCUUCGAUGAGGACCCGUUGACAGGUCAUAUUCGUGGCUGCGCGGCUAUAUUGGUUCCUCCCCUUGCGGGCUCUCACAGCGCGAUGCCGACUACAGCGCAGAUGGUGCUCAUUCCUGGGCGUGCGCACGUAGUCACUAUCUCGUCUCCUUCCCACUCCGUCGACGUCUUCAACAUCCAUAACCACGAGCUCGCUCAUGCCGACGUCCGUCACGUUGUCGAGGCGAUCAAGGCCUCCAGAUUGCGUGCGCAGGAGGCCCCAGACAUGCGCGCCACCUUCGUGCUGGGGGACUUCAAUUUUGCCGUGCACGAUGCGCUGUCGCUGGCGCUGCCUACCGCUGAGCUCUUUGCGAGUUCAGGGGGCGCGAUCCAGAUCGUUCUUCCGAAGAACGUCACGGAUGACGAACUCAGGGACCGCGCGUGUAUUCCUUUUCCUGAUAAGGUUCGUGUCUCGGGACUUCGGAAUUGCGACCUCAAGAUCAUCUCCGCGGUGGUCAACCAUGCCGCCCGCCCAGCGUUGCAGGCCAUGGCUCCACAGUGCCAGCGUGGAAGUGUUCCAGGUCGGAACUUCGGUGUCAACAUUCUCGAGCUAGAUGUAUCGAGCAGAAUCCUGUCCGUUACGCCCCAUGCCUCGCGGGACACCCCGGUUUUGUAUCCCCUCGACUUCGGCCAGGCCUUCCCCUCUCUCAACCAGGACUUCCUGACGCUCUGCCACAGUCUCAUGGGCCCCCCUGGACCUCUCGUGCAGUUCGCGUCUUCCAUCUACUCGUCGGUCGAGGGGGCCACUUUGCACCAGGGGCACUUCGAGCACGGCUGCCCCAUUUCUGGAACCUUUUACGCCCUGGGCAUCACCGCUUUCCUGGUGGACGUGACCGCGAAGAUCGAAGGGCCUCAGCUGGGCCUCAUUCGUGCAUGUGCUGAUGAUAUCGGAGGCGCCCUGCGUUCCGUUCAUGCCCUGUCCCAGGCCUCCUAG